AUGGAACGCGAUCCGUGGUCACCGACCGGCCCCGGCAAACAUGGCUAUUGGUUUCGCCCGGCAAAGGCUAGGAGGGUCCAGUUCAGAGAGAACGAAAAGCGGCACGUCUUUGUGGGCACUGACGCGGGUUUAUACCAUUACUGCGGGUACUAUCGCAUCGUCCCUUCCGGCAAACUUACGAAGGAUGAAUGGUCGUCAUUGCCCCACCAUCACAAGGUCAGAUACGCACAGCUCAUCUGCCCGCUUCCCGACUAUUUGAAGGAGCACGACGCUGAAAGCACCCAUGAUGUCAUCGAUAAGUUCGAUCAAGGACUUCUCCGCGCGCCUCUCAUGCGGCUGCAGUGUAUACGGUUCGACGUUGAGUUCUACGCCGACCUUUGUCGCGCGAACGAUGCAUACUUUGCAGAAGUAGGAUUUGAGCUUGUGUCCCGGCCGAGAAAGCGACGUAGGACUACGGGCGAGUGGCAGGGAGAGGACAAUUCCGAGUCUGACUCGGAGAUUGACGAAAAAGAACUGUGA
This is a messenger RNA of Dichomitus squalens LYAD-421 SS1, 519 nucleotides long. RefSeq lists its product as uncharacterized. The transcript is spliced from 2 exons. The record is from RefSeq and is a predicted model, not a curated record. The coding region runs from base 1 to 519 and encodes 172 amino acids. Lineage: Eukaryota; Fungi; Basidiomycota; Agaricomycetes; Polyporales; Polyporaceae.